Trichoderma gamsii is the source of this 2220-nucleotide messenger RNA. RefSeq lists its product as hypothetical. Bases 1 to 2220 code for a protein of 739 amino acids. Gene Ontology annotation, biological process: proteolysis. The transcript is spliced from 5 exons. The record is from RefSeq and is a predicted model, not a curated record. NCBI's taxonomy places the organism in Eukaryota, Fungi, Ascomycota, Sordariomycetes, Hypocreales, Hypocreaceae. Gene Ontology annotation, molecular function: serine-type peptidase activity.
AUGUCUCCCAGGAUAUCACGACUUUCCGCUGUCGCGGCCCUCGCGGCAGUGGCAAGCGCUGCAACAGCCUCAGUCAGCACUUCCAAGCCUGCUGAGCCCUGUGCCCAGAUUGCAAAACUAGCUGCAGGAGGCACACCAAUCUUCUCCAGCCAGCUUGGACUUGCUUGCCUCGAGUCGAUUCCAUUCAAAUCCGAUCUCGCAGUGAGCUUUAUCGAUGAGUAUAGCAAAUACUUGCAAUGGCAGUCUACUAUCGAGAUUCUCAGAAAUCCACCCCCCGGCUCUCUGUCUGCAACGGUCGAUCUCGUUGGUGGCCUAUCGACAAUUCGCAGUCGAGCAGCGGCGAACCUUUACAAAUCCCAGUACGACUUUGAUCGAGACCUAUCCCAACUCAUCAGCUCUGCCAACGAUGGCCAUCUUGCUAUUUCCCCUUGUUCAUUCGCCAUUGGGUUUGGGAUUACCACUUCAUUGGUAUCGCUUUCUACUGAUGGUGUAGCCAUGCCUAGGCUAUACACUUUGAAUGAUGGUAGGCUUCUAGCAAGGGGCAACAAUCACGUGUCCCCCGUCGCGUUGAUUAAUGGAGUUGGCGCAGAGGCCUAUGUCGAACAACUCUCCAGCUUCCAGGGCUUGCAAGAUCCCGAUGCCCGAUACAACUUGAUGUUAUCAAACGUACCUAUUGGCCUUGCAGGCAGUGAAACCAACUCGGGUUUUGCCAACUACGGGGCAUUCCCAGGCGUCCAUGAAUUCAACCUGACAUACGCCAACGGGACCCUGGAAUCAAUACCGCUCAUCGCAGCAAGCACUAUUGGAAACUUUACUUCCACCACUGGCGACGAGCUGUGGGAUGCAGUCUGCGCUCCCCUGCCUGCUACUACCGAUUCAUCAAGCAAAAAGCUCAAGCGAGGCGGAAACACGACAAAGGUCUCCAAGAGACAGGCAGACGCGAAAGAGCUUCCGGCACCGAGCGGUUAUCCCAAGCCAGUUGUCAAAGACCCCUUCAACGUGAUGGUGGGAUACUUUUCAGAAGAAACAAGCCUCAAAGACGUUGCUAUCAUGACCGUGUCAAGUUUUGAAACGUCGGGCGAGGGCAUUCCAGACGACGAGACCCGAAACUUUGCCAUCCAGGCACAGUCAUUUGUGAACAAGGCUGUCGCUGCUGGCAAGUCCAAGAUUAUCGUCGACGUCACCAACAACCCCGGCGGCACUGUCGACUCAGGCUUUGCGCUUCUUAGCAUCUUCUUCCCCAACAUGACCAUCUUCUCGGCGACUCGAAUCCGUUCUGUCCCCGAAACGCAAUUUAUUUUUGACACUGCCAGCCGCUCAAAGGAUCCGGAGACCAUUGAAAACUUUCGGGGAGCUGGUUUCCUCAUCUCAAACUUGGUUCAACCAGACCAGAAGACAGGCUUCGAUAGUGACAGCGAUUUCUUGGGUCCUUUUGAUGUGCUUGACGUCCCCUCAACGGCAAUCUCGGCCGAGAAUAACUUCCUCUUUGGCAACGCGACAGACGCCCCCAUCAACAUCUUCGGCAAAGGAGGAGUGCUCAACGGUACGGAACCGCCCUAUAAUCCCGAGGAUAUCAUUAUUCUUACCGACGGCCAAUGUUCUUCCACUUGCACCAUCUUUAUCAACCACAUGAUUCCCUAUGGCGUGCGAGUUGUUGCAAACGGCGGUCGCCCACAAGCCGGCCCAAUGCAGGGAAUCGGAGGCGUCAAGGGAGCUCAGGUUCAGGAACUGUCAACUCUUUCCAGCAUUUACGAAUUCACGACUCAGGUUGUCCAGAACGCCACGGAUGCCAAGAAGCCGCUCUUCACGUCAAAGGAAUUGGACGCCUUCAAGGACCAUAUCCCCUUGACCUUGGACCAGUUCCCAAUCAGACUCACUUCGGGAAGUGUCAACUACAGAAACGCAUUUGCCCCCUUCGACGACCAGACGCCUACGCACUUCAUCUAUCAGCCCGCGGACUGCCGGAUCUUCUACACUCCUGCGUCGCUCAUCAGCCCAGAAGCCAAAUGGGGAAAUGUCGCCGACGCAAUAUGGGGGGGCAAGGGAGGAUGUGCCUUUUUCGUUCCGGCCCGGCCACCGCUCCUUUUCGCCGAGCCCUCUUCUACCUCGUCUUCUAAGCCGGCUUCUACCACAGCUGCCGGCAAGAAGAAGACUCAGUCAUCCGCUCACAAGGCAGUUGGCCUAUUACUGGCCAUGGCAGAAGGCCUGAAGCCACAGUAG